Molecule: messenger RNA, 1490 nt
Organism: Phlebotomus argentipes
Lineage: Eukaryota; Metazoa; Arthropoda; Insecta; Diptera; Psychodidae
Gene: nw
Exons: 3
Coding region: 1-1221 (406 amino acids)
Source: RefSeq, a predicted model, not a curated record
AUGCCCCUCACGUCAUUUGGAGAGAAUUCUUCCAACACUAAUGAACGCGAUGACUCGCUGGGAAUGUCUUGGCGGGCAUAUCAAAGUCUCCGGCAUGGUCAAGAUGAUGGAAAUGUUUGUGUUGCAGGCCAGAGGAUCACAACGAUCCAAUUGGAUGGCGUUCAGUACUUCGUCAGUCGGAUGAAUCCCUACUCGCCGGAGCUCAACUACUUCCUCGCCUAUCAGUACUGCCGCUCGCUGGGCCUGCAGCUGGCCUCCUUCGAGACCAAGGAGAAGGUGGAGUCCAUGACGCAGUAUCUGCAGAAUGCCGGCUACAGCAAGUAUGACUUCUGGACGUCCGGCAAUCGCUUGGGCACCGGCAUGUUCCUCUGGAUGAGCACAGGAUUGCCCUUCAACGCCACCUUCGACUACUUCGAGAACUCCAGCGACGCCUCACCGCUCGAGCCUGUGGAUCACAACCAAAACACAGCGCCUCAGCGAACGGCCAGAGACAGCAGUAGCGGCCUGGAGAAGGGAUGCGUGAUCAUGCAGGCCCCGAGCCUGCGAUGGGCGCCCGAGGACUGUUCCGCCGUGAAGGACUUCAUAUGCGAACAGACCCGAUGCUAUUACUACAACUACGGCAGCAUUCCUGUGUCUUCCGCUCAGGGACGACCAAUUUCUUCGACAACGACCACAACCACAACCACACCAUUGCCUCACUUCCUCUCGUCCACCACCUUCAAAAUACCCCUCGCCAUGACCCUGAACCUGCGCAGUGAGCCCAAGCACCUCAACGAGCACCCCGACCGCCCUGUUCAGGUGGAGACGGCCACUGAGGAGGAGGAGGAGGCACAGGAGGACGGCAGCGCGGAGAGCGAGGAGAGCAGCGGCGCCGCAGAGAGCGAGGAAACCACUGAGGAGACCACUGAGGAGGUCACCGAGGUGACCACGAAGCUGCCCAGGAGCGAGACCAUCACACCCGUGGAGCAGCGCCUCAAGCAGAUCACGGAGGAGAUUGAGAAGUUCAGCAAUACUGACGUGGAUAGCGAGAUUGGGCGGCAGAGCUUCUUCUCCCUCUCGGAUCUCAUCAAGAAUCUCAGGCCUAACGACAAAAAGACGCCGCAAAUCGACUCCGAUUACAGUAACACCAUGCGUGUGCUGGGCGACACCAAAUCCCUCAUCAAUGACGAUGCCCGGAAGGUGAAGGAGGCGAACAUAAAGAUUACGAGAUCCCUGUACUAAGGCUCCUCCUCUGUCGCGUGCGCCGUGCAGCAGAAGACUCGCCAGCACCCUUCUGCCUUGCUCUUCUCGCGAGAAAAGUGAGAUAGAAGGAACUGGGACUUUUCGGCUGCACGUGGAGUUCAUCCUCCUGAAGCUUUUUCUUGUGGUCAAACUUUGACGGUUAUAGUUUCAAAAUUCUCAACAUUCUAUCUGUGGAUUUCAAUUUUACCAAUUUUGAAAUAAUAAAAUUGAAUUGCAACUUAAUUGCGAAGAAGUAAUAUGUAUGAAUU